AUGCAACAGGACAGGAACAGCGUCAAGAACUGGCCCAGUGCGUCCUGUGCUAGCGCCCCGCAUUUGCAGGGCGAAAGUAACCAUCCAGCCAGGACGGGUUGUGCCAGCUCUAAGCUUGUGUCCUCCAGUGCUCCUCCACGGCCCAUUGUAUCCGGUGCCUGCUCCACGCACCAGGCUUCCAGUGCAUCUCCCCAGUCCGGUGAGACCCGUUCUGGUUCCACGUACCAGUCCUCCAGUAUGUCUCCCCAGCCUGCAGUUACAGUAUUUUUGAACCUACUGGUGAUCAUCUCCAUCUCUCACUUCAAGCAGCUUCACACUCCUACCAACCUGCUCAUCCUCUCACUGGCUGUGUCAGAUCUCCUGGUGGGAGCGAUUGUGAUACCAGUAACGACUGUAGCGUUAAUGGAAUCAUGCUGGGAUUUUGGGAAAUAUUUCUGUGCUUUUCAUUUCUAUAUGGCUUUUUUAUGCACUUCUUUAUCUCUGGGCAAUUUGGUCUUGAUUUCUAUUGACCGCUAUGUUGCUGUGUGUGAUCCUUUAUUGUACCACUCUAAAACAACAAUAACAAGAAUAAUGUGUUGUAUAUCCAUCACCUGGUUUUGUUGUAUCAUAUACCAGGCUGUUGUUAUAAAAAUAUGUAUAAAUGUACAGGUACCCAGUAUGUGUUUGAAAGAAUGUUUUACUGUAGAAGGGUCAAUCUGGGGUAAUAUAAUUGAUAUUGUAAUUACAAUGGUUGUCCCGUGCUCUAUUAUUAUAACACUUUAUUUGAAAAUCUUUGUGGUGGCCACAUCACAGGCCAGAAAGGUAUUUUCAAAAGAGGCUGCCAGUGUGUCUGGUGUUAAAACUGUACAGGCAAAUAAGUCUGAGAGAAAAGCAGCAAAAACUCUGUCUAUUGUUGUUGUCAACUAUCUCAUUUGUUGGAUUCCAUCUCUAUUUAUUUUAUUUUUUGUACAAAUUUUUAUUGACAAUUUAUUAUCAUUAUUCAUCAGUUUUCUGCCACUUGUUAAUUCCUUAAUUAAUCCAAUAAUUUAUGCUUUCUUUUAUCCAUGGUUCAAAGUGACAGCAAAACAUAUUUUAACUCUGAAGUUAUGGCGUUCAUAG
Molecule: messenger RNA, 1098 nt
Organism: Oncorhynchus gorbuscha (pink salmon)
Lineage: Eukaryota; Metazoa; Chordata; Actinopteri; Salmoniformes; Salmonidae
Product: trace amine-associated receptor 5-like
Exons: 3
Coding region: 1-1098 (365 amino acids)
Biological process (GO): G protein-coupled receptor signaling pathway
Cellular component (GO): membrane
Molecular function (GO): trace-amine receptor activity
Source: RefSeq, a predicted model, not a curated record